Molecule: messenger RNA, 1974 nt
Organism: Carya illinoinensis
Lineage: Eukaryota; Viridiplantae; Streptophyta; Magnoliopsida; Fagales; Juglandaceae
Exons: 3
Coding region: 1-1974 (657 amino acids)
Biological process (GO): DNA integration
Molecular function (GO): nucleic acid binding
Source: RefSeq, a predicted model, not a curated record
AUGGAAGAGGGGAAAGUUGAAGCCAUCAAGAAGUGGGAUCCUCCCACUAAGGUUACCGAGUUUCGAUCUUUCCUUGGGCUUGUCAACUACUAUAGAAGGUUUAUAAAGGGAUACUCUACAAGAGCAUCCCCCCUCACCGACUUGCUCAAGAAAAACAAGACAUGGGAGUGGUCAUCAAGGUGUCAGGAAGCCUUUGAUGAUCUGAAGACAACAGUCACAGAGGAACCCGUCUUGGCCCUACCAGAUUGUACCAAGCCUUUUGAGGUACAAUCAGAUGCAUCAGAUUUUGCCAUAGGGGGAGUUCUCAUGCAAGAAGGACAUCCCAUUGCAUAUGAGAGUCGCAAACUCAAUGAGAGUGAAAGGAGAUACACCGUGCAAGAGAAGGAGAUGACGACCAUCAUUUACUGCCUCAGAGUUUGGCGACACUAUUUGCUUGGCUCCCAUUUUGUGGUCAGGAUAGAUAAUAUUGCCACUAGUUACUUCCAAAGUCAGAAGAAACUAAGCCCAAAGCAAGCUAGGUGGCAAGACUUCUUGGCAGAAUUUGACUUUGUCUUGGAGUACAAACUCGGGAAAGCUAACCUUAUUGCUGAUGCACUAAGUAGGAAGGGUGAACUUUCUGCUAUCACUCAAGCUCAAGGGGAGCUACUUGAUAUAAUCCGUGAAGGCAUGGAGCAUGAUCUCUUAGCUAAGAACUUGGUAGAGAAUCAAAGUCCUGCAGGAUUACUAGAACCACUACCUAUUCCUUCUCAUCCAUGGGAAAGUGUUAGCAUGGAUUUUAUAGUGGCUCUACCUAAAUCCGAAGGGUGCCGUACUAUCAUUGUGGUGGUAGACCGAUUCUCUAAAUAUGACACCUUCAUAGUGACCCCUAAGGAUUGCUCAGCUGAAGAAACUGCAAAAUUAUUCUUCAAGCAUGUGAUGAAGUAUUGGGGCUUACCACAAAGCAUCAUUAGUGAUCAGGACCCUCGCUUCACAGGAAAGUUCUGGUCGGGACUAUUCAAGCUUAUGGGGUCCGCCCUACAUUUCUCUACCACCUUUCACCCACAGUCAGAUGGGCAAACUGAGAGGGUGAAUGCCUUGUUGGAGUUGUACUUGAGGCACUUUGUAAGUGCCAACCAAUCCGAUUGGGCCAAGUUAUUGGAUGUAGCUCAAUUCUCCUAUAAUUUACAAAGGAGUGAUUCCACAAAUAAAAGCUCAUUUGAGAUUGUAAUGGGGCAACAACUACUUAUUCCCCAGUCAUUGGAGACAAGCUAUGCGGGGAAUUGUCCAAUAGCCUUCAAGGUUGCUAAGUCUUGGAACGAACAAUUAGAUGUGGCCUGCUCCUACUUAGACAAAGCAAUCAAGAAGAUGAAGAAGUGGGCUGAUCAGAAAAGGAAGCACGCGGAAUAUCGUAUAGGCGACUUGCUGUCCAAGAAGGAUUAUGGGCCUUUCAAGGUGAUUGAGAGGUUAGGAGAUGUGGCAUAUAGGUUAGAACUUCCUCCAACAUCAAAACUACAUCCGGUUUUUCAUGUAACCAUGUUGAAGAAGAGAGUGGGUGACUCGAAGCUCAUUAUGGAGGAGUUGCUGAGGUUUGAUGAAGAGGGGAGGAUGCUUUUGCAACCAAAAGAGGCACUCGACUAUAGAGUGAUCACACGAGGAAGAAAGAGGAGGAAAGUGUGGCAAGUAUUAAUCCAAUGGGGUGGUGUGCCGAGAGCAGAAGCUACUUGGGAAGACUAUGAGGAUAUGGUGUCGAGGUUUCCUCAAUUUAUCCUUGAGGGUAAGGAUGUGCUUGAAGGGAGGGGGAAUGUCAGGCCCUUCAGGAAAGUGGCCCCGGGCCAAGCCUCGACACGCCCACUGACAUGCCUAGUCCGCACCACUGACGAGCCACCGGCAUGCUCAUGCUGCAGCCAGCCAGCAUGCCAGCGAGGCUAUUGGCCUACCCCACGUGUCGCACAACGUGCAGCACAGCACGCUACACAGCGUGCACAGGCAAGCUAG